GUCUGUCCCUGCGGACCAGGAGCCACCUUUGCUUCAGUCUGUGGCUGGGACUGGCUGCAAGGCAGUAGCCCGGUAGCCGGGGACUGAGACUCAGCGAGUCCCCUUCCGUCUAAGUUCAGUGAAGCCACGAGCACAGGAGGCUGCUGCUUACGGCUUGAGGCACUGUGGUCAUAGUCCUCGUCCUCAGAGACGUCAGCUCCAGCACCAUGAAGGACAUCUUUGUGGCUAGUGUCCUGGCAGCACUCACUGUGGCAUCUGUAGAACCCCUGAGCUGUGUGCAGUGUAACUCCCUGAAGAGCUCCUGCACCAACUACAAUGCCACCGAGUGUCCCUCACAUGCCAAUGUCAGCUGUACCAGUUUCUUGGCUGAAUUCUCUCGAGGGGAGAAUGUCACUUCGUACCAGGAUAAGGCCUGUUCCCCGCAGAACUGCAGUGACAAGGUGGAGGCCUUUGAGGUCCAUGUGUCUGAUAGAGAACGCUUCAACUUUGAAAGCCAGUGCUGCCAAGGGGAUUCCUGCCUGGAUAGUAGUCACACUCCUACACAGGAAAAUAUGUCCAGCAUAGAGUGCCCUGCGUGUUAUGGGUCCAGUGAAACUUCCUGUGUGGUGAAACCCCGGAGGUGUCUUCAAGGAGAACGCUGUGUCAAUCUAGUUGCAGUAUUUAACGGCACAAAGGAGCUGGUGCUUCAAGGCUGUUCCAAUGUCUCUAAAGACACCUGUGAGUUCCUGUCCAGGGAGCCCCGGGAGCUCGGAGGAGUCACAUUCCAAAAUUUCAUGUGUGUGGAUGGCACCAACACCCCCUCGACACCCUGGAUCACCACCCCCAGCACUGCGCACAGGCUGUCCUUUGUCCCCACCAGCUUUGCCGGACUCCUGCUGCUGCUGCUGCUGCUCUGAGAACACCCUUCCCCCACUUCACUGCUCAGUAAGUGGCGAUGUCCCACGACAGCCACACUAUUGCCAUUAUUAAAGCGUUGGUCUGCCCACUG
Molecule: messenger RNA, 988 nt
Organism: Rhinolophus ferrumequinum (greater horseshoe bat)
Lineage: Eukaryota; Metazoa; Chordata; Mammalia; Chiroptera; Rhinolophidae
Gene: LYPD8
Product: LY6/PLAUR domain containing 8
Exons: 6
Coding region: 207-896 (229 amino acids)
Biological process (GO): defense response to Gram-negative bacterium
Source: RefSeq, a predicted model, not a curated record